AUGAAUUCUGAGUUUCAAAGAAUUAAAUUUACAUUUCCUGUUAUAGAGAAAUUUAUAUUAAUGGUAUUAAAUCAAUAGAAAUAGGACUUAAAUAAAAAAAUAGCUUUGGAAGAUUUGAAAUUCACAUUUACAAAUAUUUUAAAGAUAGAUCUAUUCGCAAAAAAGCUUACUUUCAUGAUUAACAAAAGUUUCAAAUAAAUUGAGUUGAAUUCACAACAAUCUCUAAAAGGGCAAAUUGCUUUAGAAAAUCAUAAAAAAGAAUAAGCUCCUAUUGAAGUGAUUGUCAAAUUUUUUGAAGAAGGAGCAUGA
Messenger RNA from Paramecium pentaurelia, 309 nucleotides. The record is from the annotation of a GenBank genome assembly. Lineage: Eukaryota; Ciliophora; Oligohymenophorea; Peniculida; Parameciidae.